GUGUAGCAUGUUCAGUGUUUAAAGUGGCAAGGAAGUUUACCUUGGCAAAUUACGCUUGUUCAUUCGUAUUUGCAGUAAGUUUGCUGUUUCGGAUCGUGUGUAUAUGAACUGAAAUUUCUAUGUGAAUUGUCAAAUGGCUUUGUAAGUCACUAUCUGUAUAAAAAUGACGGCUCCUACGAAACCUUGGGAAGUGACAGGUAUAAAUACUCGUAUGGCAGCUACUCCAAGUAUACAAAAUGUCACGAAUUACAGUAGGUUACAAAGUUCACCAACAGUUCCUACUGUACUAAAUGUACCAUCUUGUACACCAUUGAAUGUGAGAAGAGUUCGAACUGUGCCAGUUCCUCCUCCACGCCCUCAAGGGCCAAUACUCAGACAGAAUUAUAUUCCAAAUAACACUCACUAUUUGCCAUAUGCAUCAUAUGGAAGUUAUGGAACCAGUUAUGGUGGUUAUUCAGGAAUUGGUGGUUAUGGGAGUACUUAUGGAGGGUAUGGUUCAUAUGGAGGUUAUGGGACGAACCGUUUUGGACAUAAUUUCCCAGAAAAUGAUCCAGAAAGCAGAUUUAUUCAGAUGGUUGAAGAAAGUUCUCGUCCAGCAUUCCAGUCAAUUGAGUCACUUGUCCAUGCAUUUGGCUCUGUUAGCUUCAUGAUGGAAUCAACAUUCAAUGCAGUCUAUAGCUCAUUUCAAGCAGUAUUGGGUGUUGCAGAGAACUUUGGUCGAUUGAGGACCAUGUUUGGACAGUUUUUUUCAACAUUUGCCGUGUUACGAACCCUUCAGUGGUUGUAUAAAAAGUUGCUGUAUUUAAUAGGCUUGAGACAAGAGAAUCCUGGACGUGAAGCAAUUUGGCGUCAGGCAGUAGCUGGUACAUCUGAACUGCCUACUGGGAUGAAUUCAAAAGAUACUCGAGCAUCAUGGCCAAUCGUUAUGUUCGUUGGCAUUUUGUUCAUUGGGCCAUAUCUUGCAUGGAAACUGAUAAGUUCUCUGAGCACUUUUCAGUCUAUCAAUCCAUACAACACAAGAGAAUGGAAGGAAAGCAAAGAUGUCAGCUGCCCGGCAGUUGCCUUAUAUGACUUCACAGCUGCCUCGGAAAAGGAACUCGGCUUUAAUGCUGGACAGACUAUGACACUAGCACCCAAAGAACUGCAGCCUCAAGGUGCAAGGGGUUGGCUGCUUGCUACACUUGAUGGCACCAGAGUGGGGUAUAUUCCAUAUAAUUACAUAAGAAUCUUAUCUGCUACAAAAGAGGCAGCUGCUCACACUGUUGGAGGUGCGACAGUUCCUGUACAGAGUGCAACAGUUGAUUCAGAUCAAGAUGCUCAUACAAUGAGUGCCCCAUGUCAUCAUCACAUUCCUCAGAGUGGUAUUGAUCUCCCAACACAGACAGCAUGGAUACCCCAAGAGGAGGAACCUACUCCAGUGGUAAUUUUGAACCCUACAGAUAUAUGUAAUUCUCAGAAGUCAUCAUAAACUUCUUUAGUUUUUAUUGUGGCUAAAAAGGGAUUACUGUUUUAACUUAAGUAAUGAUACAAUUUACCAUCUUACAAAGCCUGGUCACUUCAAGUUUCAUGAAAUGUGGGAAGUGUAUUAUAUAUCUAGAUGAAGUACUAACAUAUGCUUAAAGGUUUGUUUUGUUUAUAUUAGUAUUGAGAAAGUGACUUGCCUGCUUCACAAAACACCAAAGAACUAAAUGCUUUUUUUCCCCCUUUGUUUCGAAUUUGGGGGAAAAAUUGAGACAGUUGAUUCAUAAUUUUGGAAUACAUGAAGUUUGGCCAUCCUGGUAUUAAGUUAUAUUCCUACAGAUGUCUUGCAUUAUGAAAUUGCAUAAUUUUGAGAAAGGUGUUUUUAUAUUAAAGCCAGAUUCACAUUGAAUUCAGUUUAAUGCCUCACAUAGUGUGGAGCCUGGAAGUUUGAUGAAUCCUGCAGUGAAAAUAUUGUUUUGAUAAAACACACUGAGUGACAGAGAUGUAGUAGCUACAGCUUGCAGAUCAUUCCCUUCUAUAUUUUUGGACUGUAUGAAGGACAUUAAAGUGUUGUUUGAUAGAAAUAAAAUACUCCCUUUCCUUAUUUCCUUUAGCCAUUGACUGUAAACUUGUUUAAAAUGUUUUACAAUCAAAAUAAUAUGAGCUUCCAUUUAAUAGGAUAUAUCUGAAAGUAACUUGACUGGAGACAAGCAUUAGUUCCAUUCCCAUUUCUCCUGUAAUCCAUUAGCAUUUCCUAAAUGCAAUAAAGUAUCAAAGUAGAAUUAGAAUUUAUAAUUAAUGGGGUUAGACAGAUUCACUGUUGGUAUACUUUGUUGUAUUUGUGUUGUAUCUAUAUGUGCUGCUAAUAGAAACUGAGAAUAUAUAAAAUUAAUGGGGGCAUCUUAAAGAUAGACCAUAUAUUCAACAAUCCAUAGUACUGUACAUAAGAAUCUUGGAUGUGUAAAUGCAUAACAGUUCAAUAUUCUGAUUUUAGAGGGCCAACAUAACUAAUGUAUUUGUAGUUAAUGUUUUUAUAUACAUAUAUUUGCGAAUUUAUGCAAGAAGCAUUAACUUUUUCAUACGGAAAAAGGGAUUUAAAUCCUUCUGCUACAGGGCUACUAGAUGGUGGACUUUGUCUGCCAUUAAUGGUUCAGAGCAGGGGUUCUCACCCUUUUUCACUGGCAUACCACUAAUUCUAAUUGAACACAUCAAAUGUACCUCUAACCAAAUGUGUUCAGGGAAAACAUAUUUAUGUUAUUAUUAUCAUUUGAUUUUCUUACUUUUUUCGCAUACCAUAUGUUGAGAAAUGCUGGUUUAGAGUAUGCCACAUUUUGUUUUGCAGUGGAAUUUCUUGUAUUAUACAUUAAAAACUGUGACAAAAUAGGUAUUCAUAUUCCAUAUUACUAAAUUGUGAAACUAUGUUCCUAUGAAUAGUCAAAUACAACUUAUGUAAACUGUUAUACAAAUAGGACAUUUCACUGUUAUGUUGUACAUUUUUACCUUCCAUGGGGAAUUUAUCGACUGCUGGUUCUAAUACCAUGUUAGUUUUCAUCAUCAAGAAGUGUAUACUUAGUGUUAGAAUGGAUAACAGUGAAAAACCAGUAGUUAUAUUAAUGUGGGGCUGAUUGAAGGUCAUUCAAAACCAGCCUCGCUUUCAAGUUUUAUCACAUGUGGCAGCUCAGAUUGAAUUAUACCUCUGUAUAAUGAAUAGCAGUGUUUUGCAUAUGUAAAAAUGUUUUCUGCAGAGUCAUUCUGGGCAUCUCUAUAAUUAGCUGUAACCUCCAUUUCACCAGAUGCUGUUGGGGAGAGGGAAGUUCAAAGAAUAAUUAUUGUAGGUGGUCAGCUUACUCCCUCAAAUUCAAGUCUGAAUUUGGAUAUUUUUCUGUUGAACAUGUAACCAUUCACGUUUGUAUAGUGGUUGAUUUUAUGUCUUUCUUCUCUGAUACUGAUUUGUACUUUAUCACACACUAAAUGUUGAAGUACUGUUCUUCCA
Zootermopsis nevadensis is the source of this 3454-nucleotide messenger RNA. RefSeq names its product peroxisomal biogenesis factor 13 (gene Pex13). Gene Ontology annotation, cellular component: peroxisomal importomer complex; peroxisome; peroxisomal membrane. The record is from RefSeq and is a predicted model, not a curated record. NCBI's taxonomy places the organism in Eukaryota, Metazoa, Arthropoda, Insecta, Blattodea, Termopsidae. Gene Ontology annotation, molecular function: protein binding. Gene Ontology annotation, biological process: protein import into peroxisome matrix, docking.